This is a messenger RNA of Dermacentor silvarum, 1161 nucleotides long. Its product is annotated as elongation of very long chain fatty acids protein AAEL008004-like. NCBI's taxonomy places the organism in Eukaryota, Metazoa, Arthropoda, Arachnida, Ixodida, Ixodidae. Gene Ontology annotation, cellular component: endoplasmic reticulum membrane. Gene Ontology annotation, molecular function: fatty acid elongase activity. The transcript has 2 exons. The coding region runs from base 1 to 888 and encodes 295 amino acids. Gene Ontology annotation, biological process: fatty acid elongation, polyunsaturated fatty acid; fatty acid elongation, saturated fatty acid; fatty acid elongation, monounsaturated fatty acid. The record is from RefSeq and is a predicted model, not a curated record.
AUGAAGUUCAGCCUGAAUCCAAUCACGCUCUCCCAUCAGCUUCGUCAGUUGGGCGAUCCCCGAACACGUGACUACCCGGUGGUGACGAACCCCCUCUUUGUGCUCACGCUGCUGCUGUCCUACCUGUAUUUUGUCAAGGUGGCCGGCCCUCGCUGGAUGAAGAACCGGGAGCCCUUCAGCAUCCUCAACAUCGUGCGCCUCUACAACUUACUCAUGAUAGCCGUGGGCAUCCGCUUCCUCUACCUGGUGCUAAAGUUCACCUACCUUCCGGGAGGCCACUACAACCUCUGGUGUCAGGGCAUCACGGGUCACAUGACCGACGAGAUGCGCGAAUACUACCGCACGGGCUGGAUCUACAUCGCGGUGCGCUACUGCGACCUCCUGGACACCGUGUUCUUCGUACUGCGCAAGAAGUUCGCCCACGUCUCACUCCUGCACGUGUUGCACCACACGAUCGUGGUCGCCAACGCGUGGUUCUUCGCGCUGUUCGCGCCCGAAGGUCAGCCGACCUUGAGCAUGUGCCUGAACGUGUUCGUCCACGUCGUCAUGUACUCGUACUACUUUCUGACGACCUUCGGUCCCUCCGUACGCAAGUACCUGUGGUGGAAGAAGUACCUGACCACACUGCAGAUUGUGCAGUUCGUCCUAAUCAUGAUCCACUUGUCCAUACCGCUCUUCGUCGAUUGCGGCUUCCCGAAGCACUUGAUCAUGUUGGGCAACGUGCAGACGUUCCUCAUUCUUUGCCUCUUCGUAAACUUCUACGCGAAGACGUACGUCGCCAAGCCCCGACAAAAUACCUGUAAUUCCAGCGUCUCGAACACGUCAUCGGAUAAACACCGCUUCAGCGCAUCCCGUACGGCAGAAACCUUACAGGGUAUCACCAUCUGAGCGCAACAUCAUCAACGAGCAAGUGCAGGAGAUGCUAGGAAAGGGAGUAAUUCAAGAAUCCGCGAGUCCCUGGGCCGCUCCCGUCAUUCUUGUGAAGAAGAAGGAUGGUACGUGGAGAUUCUGCGUUGACUAUCGCCGACUGAAUUCCGUAACCAAGAAAGACGUCUAUCCGCUGCCCCGUAUUGAUGACGCCAUCGACUGCCUGCAUUCCGCUUCCUACUUUUCUUCCGUGGAUCUGAGAGCCGGUUAUUGGCAAAUUCCGAUGCACCCAGA